CGGUCACACCAACAAGUCUCUCCAGUUUUGAAAAAACACCCGUUCCCCGCCAACGUGGUCCUUUUAUACCCUCACAAAAAUACAACAAAAUAAAAUCACACAUACAGUACUCAUCUCUCCCAUUCCAAUUUGUACUACAAAAAAAUAUAUAUUACAACAACAAUUAUGUGAUCGUCGCAUUGUAACAGAUCGAUAGAUUUGAACUUUGUUCGUAUUUGAACUGAUUAGUUGGAUCGCGCGGAGUGUAAUGGGAGGAGGUGGAGGAGGAGAGGGUAAUUUAAUGGGAGUUCUAGUGCCGACUGUGAACGCCGGUGAAACUUCAGCUCCGGCGGCUGGGACGGAGGUGGUGGUGGUGGUGACGGAGGAAGAGGAGGUGGAUAAGGAUAUAUUGUGUCCGAUAUGUAUGCAAAUUAUCAAGGAUGCGUUUCUAACGGCGUGUGGACAUAGUUUUUGUUAUAUGUGUAUUGUUACUCAUUUGCAGAAUAAAAGUGAUUGUCCUUGUUGUUCUCAUUAUUUGACCACGAAUCAUCUUUAUCCUAAUUUCCUUCUUAAUAAGUUAUUGAUGAAGAAAUCUGCUCGCCAAAUGGCCAAAAGUGCUACACCUGUGGAACAACUGCGCCAAGCAAUACAACAGGGAUGCGAGGUGUCUGUUAAAGAGCUGGAUAGUCUAUUAUCGCUUCUUAUGGACAAGAAAAGAAAAAUGGAACAAGAAGAAGCUGAAACAAAUCUUCAGAUUCUGCUCGAGUUUCUCCAGUGUUUAAAGAAGCAAAAAGUUGAAGAGCUUAACGAGAUCCAAAAUGAUCUCCAGUACAUCAAAGAAGACAUAAAUGCUGUGGAGAAGCGUAGAAUAGAGUUACAUAGGACAAGAGGUAGAUAUUCUGCGAAAAUGAGAACGCUAGUAGAUGAUUCAUCUGCAAUGACAGUCAGGCCUCCAUUGAGAGAUAAGGGAAGUGGUGCAAUUGUUUCUAGUCCUGUUAACUUACAAGAACAAGGUCGUGCUGGCACUUCACAGACCAGGAAUACUGAUACAGGAGCUCCUCGGAAUUCCCAAAUUGUGCAACGGAAGGAUGACAACCACGGUGGAUCAGAUUCACAGGACCCUAAUCAACCUGGAAAGUCAUUAGCAAGGAAACGGCGCGUUCAUGCACAGUUCAAUGAGCUUCAAGACUGUUACCUACAAAAGAGGCGUUAUUGGGCAAGACAGUCGCAGAAACAGGGAGAAAGAGUAGCAAAUAUCAAGAAUAGAGAAGGUUAUUCUGCGGGACUUGAGGAUUUUCAAUCUGUUUUGUCUACCUUUACGCGAUACAGUCGUCUGCGGGUUGUUGCUGAACUCAGGCAUUCUGACAUUUUUCACUCGGCCAAUAUUGUUUCGAGUAUUGAAUUUGACCGAGAUGAUGAAUUGUUUGCUACUGCUGGGGUGUCACGAAGAAUUAAGGUCUUCGAGUUUUCAUCAGUGGUAAACGAACCAGCUGAUGCGCAAUGUCCCGUUGUUGAAAUGUCUACCCGAUCUAAACUAAGUUGUUUGAGUUGGAACAACUACACUAAAAACCACUUAGCAAGCAGUGACUAUGAGGGCAUAGUAACGGUUUGGGAUGUUACAACUCGUCAGAGUGUGAUGGAGUACGAGGAGCAUGAAAAACGAGCAUGGAGUGUUGACUUUUGUCGUACUGAACCUUCUAUGCUUGUAUCUGGUAGUGAUGAUUGCAAGGUCAAAGUUUGGUGUACGAAGCAGGAAGCUAGCGUUCUUACCAUUGACAUGAAAGCUAACAUUUGCUCGGUGAAGUAUAAUCCUGGAUCCAGUGCUCACAUAGCUGUGGGUUCUGCAGAUCAUCACGUUCACUAUUACGACUUGAGAAAUAUUAGCCAGCCACUAUACAUUUUCAGUGGACACCGUAAAGCUGUUUCAUAUGUAAAAUUUCUAUCAAACUAUGAGCUAGCUUCUGCAUCAACCGAUAGUACACUGCGUUUGUGGGACGUCAAUGAGAAUGUUCCACUGCGUACGUUUAAAGGACAUACAAACGAGAAGAACUUUGUCGGUCUUACAGUAAACAGCGAAUACCUUGCAUGUGGAAGUGAGACAAAUGAAGUCUUUGUCUACCACAAGGCGAUUUCUAAACCAGCAGCUCGGUACAGAUUUGUUUCUGAUGAUCAGAAUGAUCCAGACGGGGACAUGGGAUCAUUUUUCAUCAGUGCUGUUUGUUGGAAACGUGACAGCCCAACAAUUGUUGCAGCAAACAGUCAAGGUACUAUAAAAGCACUUGUUCUUGCUGCUUGAUCAAACAAUCAAACUACACAUGAUCGAUCAUAUUGGAAUGAUCGAUAACGUUUGACUGAUGAGUAGACUCGUUGAAAAGGAAAAGAAGUCUGAGUUCUCCAUUGUACAUGAAUGACCAGAUUAUUAGGCUAACAUUGGUUUCCGAUUUUGGUGGUUCCUUAUAACGUCUGUUUGAUGGGAACACAGAUCUAGCUUUUGACGUGUGUUAAAUAGUAAACAACUACGCUUCAAUCACAAACUGAUUAUAGAGUAGUAGUAGUCACAUAAUUCUUAUAGUUUAUGUAUUCUCUCUUUAAUGGAGUUGUAUUUAUACUUUAUAAUAUAUAGAGAUCAGGAUAGUAGACUGAAAAUUGUAGUGAAAAAAUGAAUUUCACUUGCUUAUGUAAAAAAUAACUAUUUUGCCAGCUUUACCAUGUAAAACAUUAUUUUCACACUUCCUAUUCUUUU
This is a messenger RNA of Solanum pennellii, 2722 nucleotides long. RefSeq names its product E3 ubiquitin-protein ligase COP1-like. NCBI's taxonomy places the organism in Eukaryota, Viridiplantae, Streptophyta, Magnoliopsida, Solanales, Solanaceae. The transcript has 13 exons. Gene Ontology annotation, molecular function: protein binding; ubiquitin protein ligase activity. Bases 248 to 2275 code for a protein of 675 amino acids. Gene Ontology annotation, biological process: proteasome-mediated ubiquitin-dependent protein catabolic process. The record is from RefSeq and is a predicted model, not a curated record.